Messenger RNA from Copidosoma floridanum, 1362 nucleotides. RefSeq names its product mitochondrial ribosomal protein L19 (gene mRpL19). Gene Ontology annotation, molecular function: structural constituent of ribosome. The record is from RefSeq and is a predicted model, not a curated record. Gene Ontology annotation, cellular component: mitochondrial large ribosomal subunit; ribosome. NCBI's taxonomy places the organism in Eukaryota, Metazoa, Arthropoda, Insecta, Hymenoptera, Encyrtidae. Gene Ontology annotation, biological process: translation.
UUCAAUAGACUUUCGUUUUUAUUAAUUAUUAGUUUACAGUUUAUUUUUUACCCAAAAAUCGACGAGUUUUCUCGCGAAUAAUUUAAAUCGUCCGCUAGAUCGGCUAAAUGGCUCCGAUUGAUUAUUAGUCUCCAGCGGAGAGUCUGAGGGAGACUCUCCAUAUCCAACAUUACUGAUUAUACACUCCCUCCACUCACCCGCCCCAUCCAUCAUAAUUAGUUCUUCUGCUACACGUCGGUUUUCACAGUAUAUUUUCUUUGCUCCGAGUUUUUUUAAUAAUAAACAAAACGUAAAAAAGUGGCAAAGAUGUCGAUUACUGGUCGGUUAAUUAUUAAUUUGCAACUACGAAACAUCGCACGAAACAUCGUGAAUGAAAAUCGCUGCUUGUCAUCGUCAUCCAUCAUAUCGGAAAACGUGAUGAAGCUGGAGGAAUCCGUGCAAGAGCAUGAACUCGAUACCUUUGAGAACACCAAAUCCAGUAACGACAACAACGUGUCUAGUACACAAGACGACAGAACAUUGCUAAACUAUCGCUAUGCGUACCCGGAAUUUUUGCCUGACCCCAACAUGUUGCACAGAAACUUUUUGAGGGAAAAGCUUGAGAGACAAGAUAUGCUAGCCAGGAGAUCAAAUAUUGAAAUACCAGAAUUCUAUGUUGGCUCGAUUUUAUCUGUCACACAUUCGGAUAAACACGCGCCAGGCAAGACAAACAGGUUUUUAGGCAUUUGUAUUUUCAGAAAAGGUUGUGGCUUGAGGCACUCGUUCAUACUGAGGAAUGUCAUCGACAAAAUGGGCGUUGAAGUCCUUUUUGAGAUGUAUGAUCCUACUAUUCAAAAGAUUGAAGUUAUAAGGCUCGAAAAAAGAUUGGAUGACGAACUAUUCUAUCUAAGAGAUGCACCACCAGAGUACAGUACUUUUCCCCUUGAUAUGGAGCCCGAAUAUCAUCCAGAGGGUAUGCCGAUACGAAUAAAUGACAUGAAGAUUACUCUGAAACCUCCACCCUGGACCGAAAGAUGGGAGAGGAGACAGUUAGAGGGUGUUGUUGGUGUUAUGGACCUGGUUAAUGAGAAGAGAAAGAUAAAAGCAGGCUUAAAGAUUCAUACGAAACCAUGGGAGAAGUAUGACCUCAUGAAAAUGUACAGAGAAACCAUACCUGAAGAAGAACAAAAAGCAAUUUUCUCAGAAAUUCAAACCAAACUACACGAAUUGGAAUUGCAUCGUCACAAGAUGAAGCGUAGCAGAUCGUUUGUAAAACCUAAGAAAACUGGUUAGAUAAAUUUGGUCAAAUUAAUGUCCCUUUGUAUAUUAGUUUAUUGUUAUUGAUAUUUUUAAUAAAUGAAAAAAUUUAUACAAGUCAAAAAA